AUGGAGAUUGGCUCGAAGAAUAACCGAAAGAGACAACGGUCUGAAAUUGGAGAAAUUGUAUCAACAUCAGUAGAAGCCACUGGGACUGAAUCAGCUCAAACUAAAAAGCGAGCACGAGUCGAGGAGCGCAGAUCAUUGUUCGUCCGUUCAUUGCCUGCAAAUGCCACGAAUGAGACCCUGGCGGAUUUUUUCUCUGAGCAUUUCCCUGUCAAGCAUGCCGUUGUCGUUGUCGACCAAAAAACCAAGGAAUCUAGAGGCUACGGUUUCGUUACGCUAGCAGAUUCGGACGAUGCUGUUGCAGCCAAGGACUCUUUGGAUAGAGCUGAGUGGGGAGGAAAGCGUAUUCGCAUCGAUAUCGCAGAGCCAAGGAAGCGAAACGCAGAAAACACUGGGGAGGCGGCUCCCGCCAAGCCUGGAAGGGAGGAAGUUCAAAAACCACCGAAACUGAUUGUAAGAAACCUUCCAUGGAGCAUCAAAACCUCUGAUCAACUAUCAAACCUGUUCAGAAGUUAUGGAAAGGUGAAAUUUGCCGACUUGCCACAGUCGAAAGGCAAGCUUCGAGGCUUUGGAUUCGUCACCAUCCGUGGCAGGAAGAAUGCAGAGAAAGCUUUAGAAGGAGUCAAUGGCAAGGAGCUUGACGGUCGUACAUUGGCAGUAGAUUGGGCUGUUGACAAGGAGACCUGGGAGCAACAGCAAGAAUUGGAGAGGGUGGACGAAGCGACUGCAGAGGAGAAGGACCAGGAGGAGAGUAAUGAGUUGGGUCUGGACAUGGGCGAGUCAAAUGACGCUGAUGACGACAAGAUUUCUGAGCCCGAACAGAAGGAUGGGCUGGAUGCAGAUCUCGAAAAUUUCAUGAAAAACCACAUGCAGAACAUGGAAGAUGAGGAAGAUGACGAUGACGAUGACGACGAUGACAUCCAACAAGGCGGCUUCAGCAAGCCAUCCCCUGGAAAGAAGACUACGGACAAUACAUCCACCGUCUUUAUUCGAAAUCUUCCAUUUACGACGACGGACGAGCAGCUCAAAGGAUUCUUCUCUCACUUCGGCAUUAUCCGCUACGCUCGAGUUGUCAUCGACAAGGUCACUGAAAAACCUGCUGGAACUGGCUUUGUUUGCUUUUUGAAGGAAGCUGAUGCCAAGUCGUGUAUCAAAGAGGCACCUCGGCCAAGCGCAUCAACUGCGGGGGUGAAGCCGUCACUCCUCUUGGACGAGAAUGCUGAUCCCAGCGGUAAAUAUACCCUUGAGGGCCGACUAUUACAAGUUGCUCAAGCCGUCAAUAAAGUGGAAGCCGCGAAUCUUGCAGAUAACUCGCUCGCCAAGCGUAGAGAAAAGGACAAGCGUCGCCUUUACCUGCUUUCUGAGGGGAAUAUUGGGAGAGGCUCUCCCCUAUUCGAUAUGCUCAGCCCUUCCGAAGUCCAGAUGCGCCAGACUAGUGCUGCGCAACGGAAAAAGCUUGUACAAAGCAAUCCUAGCCUGCAUAUUAGUCUCACAAGACUAGCACUGCGAAAUAUUCCGCGGAACAUCGGAAUGAAGGAGCUGAAGGAGCUUGCUAGAAAGGCUGUUGUCGGUUUUGCUGUGGAUGUGAAGGAAGGUCGUCGUCAACCCCUAUCCAAAGAAGAAAAUGCCAGGGAUGGCAAGGAUGCCAAAGAGAAAGAGCGUCAACGGAAAUUGAAGGGCAAAGGUAUUGUUCGACAAGCUAAGGUUGUUUUCGAGAGCAACCAGGGGUCGAAGGUUGACGAGACGAGCGGCGCUGGAAAGAGUCGUGGGUAUGGCUUCAUCGAGUAUACGUCACAUCAUUGGGCUCUCAUGGGAUUGCGCUACCUAAAUGGUUACCAGCUUCAAGGUGACAACGGAAGAAAACAGCGCCUAAUUGUGGAAUUCGCUAUUGAGAACGCAAAUGUUGUUCAACGGAGACGUGCCGCCGAGGAGAAGUCUGGCCAACCCCAAGGGCGCAAAGCUCAACCUGAAGCUGCGGAUAUGGGCGAGGUGGGACAGCCAAGGCUGCGAAGACAAGGCAAGGGAGUCAAGGACAAAAGCAGAGCGGCGCGAGGCGGUGACGAUGACGAUCAAGAGUCCGAGGCAAAGCGGGCCGCGGAUAUGCAACACAGGCUUAUUGCUCGUACGAGGCUGAUGCGGAAGAAGAAAGCGAACGCCCGUGGCAAGAAUUGA
Molecule: messenger RNA, 2169 nt
Organism: Pochonia chlamydosporia 170
Lineage: Eukaryota; Fungi; Ascomycota; Sordariomycetes; Hypocreales; Clavicipitaceae
Product: ribosome biogenesis protein
Exons: 1
Coding region: 1-2169 (722 amino acids)
Molecular function (GO): RNA binding
Source: RefSeq, a predicted model, not a curated record